Molecule: messenger RNA, 3496 nt
Organism: Anguilla anguilla (European eel)
Lineage: Eukaryota; Metazoa; Chordata; Actinopteri; Anguilliformes; Anguillidae
Product: nesprin-1-like
Exons: 15
Coding region: 434-2746 (770 amino acids)
Cellular component (GO): membrane
Molecular function (GO): protein binding
Source: RefSeq, a predicted model, not a curated record
CUAGUAUAUAUCACUCCAGUAGUGCUGUGAUUCACCAGCAUUGGCACAGUCCCUUUAAGACAAGCAAAGCAUUCAAAGUGCUGCUGAGGUAAACAGAAACCUUUAUGCAAAGUGAGGCCUUCUGCAAGUCAACUAACCCGUUUGUGCAGCAUCCGGUGUGCUGCAGAAGCCAGUAGACCACAGGAAGCCUGCAGCUCUUGAAUUUAUGGCAGAAAACUCUUAGUGCAGUAUGUCUGUGCAUGUGUGUGAUUCUGUCUGCUUCACAGAGUGCCUAUCUCUCUAUCUUUCCCUCUCUGUUUUUCUGUGUGUGGUUAGUCAGCCCUCCCCGUCUCCUCUCUAUUCUGUUUGCAAGCUCCUAGUGAGUAACUGAACAAGUGGGCUGUUCCACCCUGUUUUACCCUGGGCUACACUGAGCUGAGUGAUUGUCACCCAGAUGGAGAGCGAGGUGUGGGGGGAUAUCAGCAUAGAGGAAAUGAUUGAAAAACUGCACAAGGACUUCCAGGAGGAGAUGACGGUGGUUUUGGAAAACAGGAGAAAGCUGGAGAGGGUUGGCUCAUGCUUGGCCCAGGUCAGCCGGGAGGGCAUGACCUCCGAGACCCAGCCCAAUGCGGAGGGGACUCGUGAGCACUGGCAGCACUUGCUGAACCUCAAUGGGGCCAGGGUGAAGAGGCUGCAGAAAACACUGAUUGCUGUGGAGCAACUGGAGAAGAACAUGAGCAGCCUCCAGUCCUGGCUGGCCCAUAUUGAGACCAAGCUGUCUGACCCCAUCACCUAUCAUACCUGCGACUCCCAGGAGAUCCAGAGGAAGCUAAGCCAACAACAGGAUAUCCAGAGAGACAUCGAGGAGCACAGCACAGGCAUGGAGUCUGUGCUGAGUCUCUGUGAGGCCAUGCUGCAGGACUGUGACGUGUGUGACACUGACACCCAGUUCGACUCCAUACAGCAGGCCUCUCGUACCCUGGAGCAGCAAUGGAGGACUGUUCAAGCGACAUCCGCACAGAGAAUAAACCAGAUCAAGGAAACUGGGAGUUUGUGGGAGAGGUUCAUGGAGGACUUUUCCUGCUUUGAGGACUGGCUUCAGGCCUCUGAGAAGAUGGCUGCCUUGCCCAGUUCCUCUGGGCUGCUCUACACUGCAGCCAAACAGGAGCUUAAGAAGCUUAAGGCCCUGGAACAGCAGGUGCAGGGGAACGUGACCCAGCUGGACAUAAUCAUCAGACAGUACCAGCAUCUAGAGCGAGAGGACCGCACAGAUGACUCAUGCCAGCUCCGGGACAUGGUGCAUGAUGGGAAACAACGCUGGGAAGCUUUGAAUGAUAUGGUAGCCUCUGGUCUGCAUAGACUCAAGGAGUUCAUAGGAGUGAGGGAGGCGUUUGAAUCAGCCAGAGAUGCAGUCCUAAUAUGGGUGACCACCAUUGACCUGCAGCUGACCAACAUUGAACAUUUUUCCGAGUGUGACCCAGAGGAUAAAUUUACCCUGUUCCAGGUAUUGCAGGAAGAGAUCUCUCUGAAUGCAGGCAAGAUUGAGGAUACCAUCCACCAGGGAGAGCUCCUGAUUCAGAGGAGUGAGCCCCUUGAUGCCACUGUUAUUGAGGAAGAGUGUGCUGAGCUGCACAGAUACUGCAAGGAAGUGUUUAGCUGUGUGGAUUGUUACCAGGAGAAGCUCAUUCGUCUGCCGUUUGCAGUGGAUGAGCAUGGCCUUUCUGACCCGGAGGAGUCAGAAGAGCUGGCCGAGUUUCUUUGGAAUGGAUGUGUCAGUGACAGUCGCCUGGCUUCGCCCCCUUCCUCCGCAGUAUUGCACAUGCAGGGUGAGGAUUCGGGACGAGGAAGUCCUGCCAGCGCGGACUCCAUUCCCCUGGAGUGGGACCAUGAAUAUGACCUGUCACACAUCUCUGCUUUUCACUCAGGUUAUGUUGGCUCACUGGACACGUAUGUUCAGCAGCCGCAAAAGUUCCUUCAUACCAGUCACCUCUACUUAACAGAUUGGUCUGAUUUUGUUUACCCCACUAGUACAGAGUCAGGAACCACGGACUUGAUCGAGCAUUGGGAGCUGACCCCAGAGCAGGUGUCAAUUGAGGAGCUCUGCAUGAAACAUGACCUGCAUCAGGGGCAACAGCUGAACUCUCAUGACCUACAGAGAUUAUGGGUGGGACUUGGCCUGGCAGAGGCAGAGCUGGACCAACUUCGGGGGUGGGACGUCAGAGCUAAUCCCCAGACCACUGAGCUACACAUCAGGAGGUUCAAGAAAAUCCAUGCAGAGCUGACGGAGUUACGACUGAUGGCUAAAUUGCCAGGAGACCCGUCCUGCCGGCCGCUAACCAAAACAGAAUCAGGGGACUGCCUGGAGGCAGAGGAGAAGGAGCACCACUUCAGAGGCCGACUUGAGUGGCUCCUGAAGGAAUUUACCAGGGUCAUCGGGGAGCUGGAAUGUGCUCCAGACAUUGGAGGUGGCUGGGAGCCACAGUGUAAAGGCAGCUCAACACAGCCUGAACCCACAGUCAGUACUCAACAACCCAGGACUCACAGAGGUGUCAGUUCUGCCCUCUCCUGCUCUGCGUGGUAUUGGCAGGCCUUCCUCCGGCGUGUGCUGUGGACCGCCCUGCCCCUCCAGUUCUUCUUCCUUGUCCUCCUCGGCCUGGCUUGCUUGGUGCCUCCAACCCAGGAGGACCACAGCUAUGCCCUUGCCAAAAUCCUUGUACAAAAUCUGCACCCCACACUGUACUACACUCAUGGACCACCACCUAUAUGAGCAGAGAGGGGACUGGCUAUUUUUUUUUUCAUCUCUGACAAUUCUGUGAAUGUAAGUCUACUUCAAUCAGCAGCCAAUCAUCGGCAGGACGAAGCGCAGUAUCUGGGGUUCAUAUUAUCUGGUUCACAUGAUUUAAAUUCAGUUGUUUUUGUCUUCAGUGCAGGGUCUUCAUUGUUAUAUAAAAUGGAGGGAAAACGAAACAAAAAAGAUUAUUUCAUAGAAUGCAAUUAAUUUUAGGACUGCUGAAGAGAAGUGCAGAUGUAGAUCUUUCACAGAACUGACCAUUUUUGUUUGAAUUGCACAAUGAAAUAUUAAAUAUUAUAAAUCUUAAAUAUUAUUUCAAAAAUAUUAUGUUUGCGUUUUUGUUAUGUAUUUUUGUGUGGAAUUAUGAUUUUUGAAUAUUUUUUAAAAAAUGGCACCAGUACUUUCAACUAAUUUGUGCAAUAAGAGGAAAACAAACAUUUCCCUCCUUAUCUCUCAGAAAUAACAGGAACAAAACUCUUGUGUCUAAAAUAUACAAACACUCACCUCAGCAGAUGACAGUAUUUAUAUUUGAAAGACAAAUGGACUGAAAAUAUUGGUAUCUGCAAUAAUCUGAAAUACUGGAACAAGUAUAAAAGAAUAUUCUCGUCCUCAUGUAAGCAUUUUAUUCAGACAGUAUUUACAGUUCUGUGAGAAGUGUACCCCUUAUGAGGUCUUGUUUGUUAGACCCCGUAAGGUCUUCAUUUUAAUAAUAUUGACAAAUAAAGA